This is a messenger RNA of Thamnophis elegans (Western terrestrial garter snake), 4539 nucleotides long. Its product is annotated as histone H2A type 2-B-like. Bases 147 to 527 code for a protein of 126 amino acids. Lineage: Eukaryota; Metazoa; Chordata; Lepidosauria; Squamata; Natricidae. The record is from RefSeq and is a predicted model, not a curated record. Gene Ontology annotation, cellular component: nucleosome. The transcript is spliced from 2 exons. Gene Ontology annotation, molecular function: DNA binding; structural constituent of chromatin; protein heterodimerization activity.
CUCGCGCUUGUUGUCAUUGCAGCUGCGGCUAUUCGGGGGCGCCCGUGGUUAGUAACCAACGACGAGGCCGUUCCUGCCUGCCUGCCUGCCUUGCAACCGAGGUCUUGGCGCCUUAGCUCUCCUCGAGCGCCCAGCCUCGCUUCGUUAUGUCCGGUCGAGGUAAAUCCGGAGGUAAAGCCCGAGCCAAAGCCAAGUCUCGCUCCUCUCGAGCCGGCCUCCAGUUCCCCGUCGGGCGAGUGCAUCGGCUGCUGCGGAAGGGCAACUACGCGGAGCGUGUGGGCGCCGGAGCGCCUGUUUAUUUAGCGGCCGUGCUCGAGUAUCUCUCGGCGGAGAUCCUGGAACUGGCCGGCAACGCUGCGCGGGACAACAAAAAGACCAGGAUCAUCCCCCGGCACCUGCAGCUGGCCAUUCGCAACGACGAGGAGCUCAACAAGCUGCUGGGCGGGGUGACGAUCGCCCAGGGUGGGGUUCUGCCCAACAUCCAGGCCGUGCUGCUACCCAAGAAGACCCAGAGCUCCAAGAAAUGAAGCCGGUUGCCUGGCUAAAGGAAAGCGCUCGCCCGUUUCAUUUCCUUGCGCCCCACCCACAGGAUCUGGUGCAGCGGCCACCGGGCAUUUUCCCCUUCCUUCCUUCCGCGUCACUUGGUGCAGCUCAAUACCGGGCAGAUGAUUUCUUUACCGCAUCGUCUGUCCUGGUGCAGCCGGCGCUGAGCUGUCUCCGCUCGCCCUUUUCUUGCUAAUCUCAUCCUGGCCCUCUUUGCCUUCCUCCCUCCCUCUCUCCCCGCCCCACGUCUCGGUGCUGCUGGUGCUACGACCGCUAGUAUCCUCGUGCGCUUCCUCGCCCAGGUCCAGCGCUCAGUUCUCCCCUGCUCCUUUUCAAUCCCGGAGACUUGAACGUGGGAAAGAGCGGUCGUCAUUUUUUCGUGUCCCCGAAAAGGGCACGUGCUUUGGGCCUGGCUGCCAUCUAGCGCUCUGCAAAUAGAUUUUUUCCCCCUCCGCCCCUUUUCUCUGGGACGAUUGAGCCUAACAUCCCAGUGGUUUCCACCCCUUUAUUUUGCUCCCUUAAAUCGCUUUGAUUCUUCUGGAGAAGAGGAGUGGGGGGAGGGGGGAGAAGGAUUAGGUAUUUUUUUGACACUACAGUGGUCUUCGAUCCUUGGAAAACUGGGGGGGGAAGGGAGUCAUGAAGAUGGGAAAGUCAUGAAAGCAGCACAGGCCAACAUUGGGAAGGCAAGGAACUGCUUAGAUGGUAGGCCUCACUAUGUGACAAUGCUGAUUUUAUAUCUCCUCUGAGAGUAUACAGAAGGAAGGAAGGAUUGGCCAUUGCAUUGCACCAACACUCAACCUAAUCUCUUAAAACUCUGCUGGUCCCAGUGAUGGUGAUGGAUCGAUCUCUCUAAUGUUGUUGCACAUCCCCAUUAAAUGUGAUCAUGAAUUUAUGAAUUGAAAAUGUUGGAGGAAAGGAAGCUGUCCGGAACUUCUAAAUGUGAAAAUAACUUUUUUUUCUGAGAAAGGAAUAGCUUCACAUGUUAAUGUUUCCCUUGUGUUUGCUUUAUGAUGAACUAUUGUGUAGUUGUACCAGCACUCCAUUCCUGUUUCUUUGUUGAGUUUUGGUUUGUGUGUUGCAACAAAAUCUUAAUGAGUAAAUAAUCUUGACUGAGAGGCAAAAGACUUUCUAUGAAUUCCUAGGAUAUGUACACAUCUUUUCUUUAUAGACUUCCCAUCAAGCAGCUCUUGUAACACCUAAUAUGUUCCAGAGGCAAAAGUGGAAUAGGAGUGCCACCCCAUAGGGAAGAUUUUUCUCUUUCAAAUAAGAGAGGAAAGAAUGGGAAAGGAGAUGCUGUUUAUCUCUAAAUUUGAUGUGAUAUAUUCAGAUCUGAAUGUGCUUAACAGUUCCAGCUUCCAGUUUAUCUGGAAACUCAUCCUAAGCAAGAAUCUUUGCAUUUAGGUCUAUUUUUGUCCAUUUGAUGUCACUGCAACUAAAAUGAAAGUAUUUCAGUGUGAUUGCUUUUGUGGUUUUCAGCCUCAAUGAUAUAUGUUUAUUGUUUUCUUGAAACAGGAAGCAGUUUUGUUGUGUUUCCUCCUUCCAUUAUCAAUUCUCUUGUAAUGUCACCUGUAAUGAUUGAACUCUAGUAUUUGUAUCCUAGUUUGCACUUUAUUCUAUACACAGUGGUUUUUGGGGGUUUGGAAUUUUGCUUCUAAUGCUUAAAAUAGAGUGCAAGUAUGGCAUCCAUCUAACUGUAAUCCUCAGUAGCUUAAUGUUUGGAGGUUGGGUUUUUAGGAAAAAUAAUAAUUUAUACAAAAGUAAAAUAUCUAGUUAGUGUUGGUGGUUUGCUAAAUAGGUGUUUGGAUAACGUAUGAGCAUGGAGGUUGGCCUAGCCUGUCCUGUAAUGCCUAGUAGCUGUGGUACAGAGCCAAAACUUGCUUGCUUAGAUGAAAAGUUUAUAGAGCCAUGUGCAUGCAGCAGUCUAGGAUAUUGAGCAAGUAGAAUCUGUAAUCAUGUAUAUGGUCAGCUGUGUAUGUGCAAUUAAGUAGCAUGUGUUCAAAUCAUCAUGUGGGAUGUAAAUCUGUGGAUGAACUAUUGUCUUGCUCUGGAUUCAACUAAGGAUAUCUAGACCAGUGGAGGCUGAGAUGCUUUAAUAACAGAAUAAGGAAUAUGGUUUGUGCAGUCAGAUGCUGGUGACUAUACAGUCUCAUUAGUGAUACUUAAAAAAACAACCUUUAGCCAUCCAUGUCUGUCUUGCCUGUUACAUUACAGACCCAGGGGGAAAAAAGACCUCUUGGAUUUAAAUAGCUAUCUCAUUUUUUCUGGCACAGGGCCAGGCAGGCUCUUCCUUUCUGUGAGAAUGAACACUGAUUGCAUUAUAGAAGGGAAGGAAUCCUUGAAAUGCAAAGAAUGGCUGAGAACAAGGGUUCCGUUAUUUGUGUUUUCUGUCUUUUAAAAAUUACUUUCAAAACCAGUAUUUUGUGUUAUGUCAACUAUUGCUUUGUAUUAGAAAAUGCAAAAGUUGUGAAACUGGAAAGUGCAAAACAAAUAUUAAACUGAUUCAGUCUUGAGUACACAUCAAAAUUGUCUCUCAACAAUGUCAUUGAUUUAUCUGCUUGGAAUUCUUGUGGAAAGAGAAAUGGUUAGAAAUAUUGUUGGGAGAAAGGAAUGUCUUGUUUGGAGUGAGCCCCUUAACUUCAUUUCCUCAGCUCUUUAUCAUUUGUGUGUGGGGGGGAGGGGAAUGACAAAAGAUGCAAUCAUAAAUGCUGCCUCUUACAUAUUUGUGUGAUGUGAUACAUAUAUGAGUGUUUGCGUUAUGAUGCCAUAACAUUUUUUUUUGCAGUCAGGAACAGACCACUAUACCAACAUAUUAGCUGGAAAAUUUGUAUUCAGUUAUUUGAAAAAUCGAAGCUUAAUUAUGUGUUGGCAUGUAAAUUUUUUGUAUCACUUUAUUUAACUGCUUUAGUUUGCAAGUAGAUAAAGUAGGGUGGUUUUCUUCUCCAUAGAUGCUAUUUACACUUAGCUUUAUCUACUGCUGCAAUAUGAGACUUAAAACUGCUGAAGAGCAUCGGAUAUGGUAGAAAUUUAUUCUUACCUCUCUCUUUUGGCUUUUUCUUGCUUUAAAAAAAGCCCUUGAUUGCGUGAUUGACUUUUGAGUCCUUGAUUUACUUAUACUGGGUGUGAUGUUGAGUCUCUUAUUAUGUUUCUGUAGGUGUACAACUACUUCCAUGAUCUGUCUUCCUCUGUGUGAUAUAAUUAUCAAUGGCAUAUUCCCAAAACAAGCUAUAUUAAUAAUUUUUAUUGUAAAUCAACAAUAUUUCUCAGGAUCUUUAUAAUCAGUUAUAAUAAUGCCCUUCUACGAUUUAGAUAUAAAAGCUUAGUCUUGUUUUUACAAUUUAUCCUUAUCAGAAUAACAUUGUAGCAGCUUCCAUGCUUACAUGAACCACCUCUACUGCUGGGUCAAUGUUGAUUUUUUUCUCCACUACUGGUGUGUCCCUCCAGUUGUAGUGGUUGAAACUAUUUUGUUGUUAGAAUAAGUACUUUUCAGACGCCAAACUGGUUCUUCCCUUUGGUAAAAUAAUGGAGGAGGACUGAGUGGAGAUGAUGGGAACAGAAGGGGGGUUAAUCAUAUGUGAUUUUGUGUGCCCAUCCAAGGUACUCUAUUGUUCUUAAGUAGGGCGGCGAAUGCUUUUCUCUGCCAAUUGAAUGAAAGUAAAACUUAAGUUCUACUGUAAACAGAAUGGGUGGUGGGAAUAGGAGUGCUUUCAUCUUACUAAGUGUAAACCCUAAAGAGCAAUAGGCAACUCUUUCUUGGGUAACUUCUUUCUGACUCUUGUCUGCUGCCAUCUCCCCCCCCCCAAUACGUACCAGGGGUAUUGUGCGAAUUAUGCAAUGGUAUCAUUUGUCCCCUUUCCCCUUUGUGAUGCUUUCUAUCUUUCUCCCGAGCCCCAAAAUAACAGGACUUAAUAAUCUUUGUGCCAAUCCUGAACCCCAAGUGUUAGCUAUGUAAUGAUGUAAUUUUGAAGACAGGAAAGGUUUUAAUGAAUAAUACAAAUG